This is a messenger RNA of Zingiber officinale, 1635 nucleotides long. Its product is annotated as probable LRR receptor-like serine/threonine-protein kinase At1g05700. The transcript is spliced from 5 exons. The record is from RefSeq and is a predicted model, not a curated record. NCBI's taxonomy places the organism in Eukaryota, Viridiplantae, Streptophyta, Magnoliopsida, Zingiberales, Zingiberaceae. Gene Ontology annotation, molecular function: protein binding. Bases 259 to 624 code for a protein of 121 amino acids.
UCUCUCUUCAUCACCUCCUCCUAUCCUUUCCUUUUUAUUGCCUCCAACCAGCUCUUCUCUUCUCCCUUCUCCUCCCUCCUCCGCCAGCAUUCUCCCUUGGCCGAUCUCCGUCCUCCCUCCUCCAAGAUCCGACAAGCAGGUGGGAUGCGAUCAUCGAGGCGACGACCACCUUGGACCCAUCUUCAACGAUGGGCACAGCGUUGGCAUUGCAGUUGGGCCUUCUAGCAGUGUGCACCGUCCUACCUCAAGAUCAUAACAAUGGCAUCUAGGUUGUUCUGGGCUUCGAGGGCCGCCUCCUACCUCAAGAUCUCCACCUGCCCUAGAGUCUUCUCCAUAGUUGAUGCCAUGACAGCAAUCAAGGAGCAGUAUCGGAUCCAGAGGAAUUGGAUGGGAGAUCCAUGCUCCCCUAGUGUUUUUGUUUGGGAUGGACUAACUUGUGAUUAUAGCUUGUCAAAUUCUCCAAGAGUCACUGCUUUGAGUCUGUCAUCAAGUGGGCUGACGGGGGAAAUAACCAAAUCUUUUGCUAGUCUUAGUGCACUUCAAAACUUGGACUUGUCUUAUAACAAUUUAACAAGGCCAAUACCUGAUGAUCUAGCAAACUUAAGUUCUCUCAAACUACUAUAAGCAUAAUUCUUAAAACCUCUUUCACUAUAUGGAAAAGGUAGAAAAUGUCUUAACAUUUCAUGAUUGUUUGCAGUGAUUUGACAGGCAACCGGUUAAAUGGAUCAAUUCCUUCAAACCUCCUUGAAAUGGCACAAAAUGGAUUGCUUACCUUAAGGUGGAUACAGGACAGUCGAGAUCAGUAUACUAAGGAGCGUUUGGAUUCAGUAAUUGAUGAGAAAUUGCUCAUAUUCUAAAUGUUUCAUUUUAGCUUUCUUUCUGCAAAUACUGUAUGCAUUUUAGAAUGGAGAAAUUGCAGGCUUUCUCUGCAUAUUGGAAACUGCACAGUUUGAAGAAUGCAGUUUAGAAAUUGCAUGCAUUUUAGAAUGCAUAUUAGAAAUUGCAUGCAUUUUAGAAUGUAGUUUGAAGAAACGUUGCUUUUCUACAAGUCAAGUUUUCGUUCUACAAGCUUUAUUUCUGCAGUUUGAAGAAACGUUGCAUUUCUACAACAACAGUGCUUUUUGCAAGAAAACGUUUGCAGAGAAGAAAGUAUUUAAUUUCUGCAAGCUUUCUUUCUGCAGUUUGAAGAAACGUUGCAUUAUUUCUGCAAGCUUUCUUUCUUUCUUUCUGCAAGCAUUUCAUUUCUGAGUAAUGAGUUUUGGUUUAUUUAUAGAAAAUAGCUAGUAGAAGUAAUUUUUUGGUUCAAACUAUUGACUGUAAUUUUUUGUUUAUAUUUCAGGUCAAUUGUUCAAUUUGUUCAAAGCUCACAAAGAUCCUAGACAUGUUUAUUCCUGUAAUAGAUUGAGAAAGACAAGCUACUUCUUCAGUAUUGUGGUAGUAAUUACUGUACUGUUUUGAGUAAACAGAUUGUUGGCUACUUCUUCAGUAUUCAGUAGCUACUUCUUCAGUAUUCAGUAGCUACUUCUUCAGUAUUAAGUAGAAGUAAUUAAACAAAUUAUUGGAUAAAUAGAUUGUAGCUGUUCAAAACAGAUUUUUUGUGCUUUUUUGUUUUAUAUGUGAAUAUCACUAUCUACU